This is a messenger RNA of Prosopis cineraria, 1161 nucleotides long. Its product is annotated as protein DEEPER ROOTING 1-like. The coding region runs from base 218 to 940 and encodes 240 amino acids. The transcript has 5 exons. The record is from RefSeq and is a predicted model, not a curated record. Gene Ontology annotation, biological process: gravitropism; regulation of growth. Lineage: Eukaryota; Viridiplantae; Streptophyta; Magnoliopsida; Fabales; Fabaceae.
GCCCAUGUAUAAUUUGUGAUGAUGCAGCGAAGAAAAAGACGAGAGAGAAAGUGGCGGCAAAAGGCUGGGUUUGGGAACUUGAACCAGAGGCAUCAACUUGGUUGGUUGGCCGUAAAAUUCAAACCACACCACACCCCACCUCCCUUUCUAUUUAUACUCUUCCGCAUCUCACCCCUUAACUGUCUUAUGGCACGCCAAUUAGCUUCUUCCAUUCAAAAUGAAGCUACUAAAUUGGAUGCGCAACAAGCUCAAUGGCAGUAAGGCGAAGAACAAACCAGACUCUGUUUCAUCUACCAAUUUUGUAGCGGAUGAACCUAUCAAAGACGAGUUCAGUGACUGGCCACAUGCACUCCUUACAAUUGGGACCUUUGGAAACAACGGUUUGAAGGACGAUUCUGAAAGAAUUAUUGCAGAGGACUCAUCCUGCUCUCAAGAUUGCGUGCAAGACCCUACGCCUGACGAACAAGAAGAAGGCAAUUUUCAGAAUGCAUUGCAGAUAUGUUUGCGGGAAGAAUCCUCCGCUGAUCACACGAAUAAUUGUUCAAACUGUGAAAAGAAAGAGACAUUAUUCCCACACAGCACUUUAAUUCCCUGCAGGGGAAAAGAUCUUUGUUUGGAGAAUAACAAGAGUGCAAUUGGCAAGAAAUCACUCACUUUUCUUCUCAAGAAGAUGUUUGUUUGCAGAAGUAAUCUUCAACGAACACACUUUUUCAAAGAUCCACUCUCCACAGAGAGCAGAAUGGAGAAGAUUUUUAGGGCAAUACUCAAUAAGAAGAUACAUCCCCAUGGUUCAAGUUCAACGAUGGUUUUAAAGAAGCACCUCAAGGACAAACAGAUGACCAAAUCUGACAAUGAUGACGACGAAUUCAACAAUCCUGCUGCAGACAAUGGCAGUAAAUGGGUCAAGACAGAUUCUGAAUAUAUUGUUCUUGAGAUAUAAAUGGCUUCUUCUCAUAUUCUGAUUCUGCACAACUCUGUUUAUUGAAGUGAUAGCUGAAGCAGAAUGCAAGUUGAUCUAUACCAAAUACUAACAAUUCCGGGUGUAUGAAUAAGCCAAGGAAUAAUGUGACAAAUUGGAGGAUGAACCUUGAAAAAUCAAGAGCCUCUACAGCUCAAGCAUGCCAGAAAGCAUGUUGCAAUUUCAUGCAAAAGAUUUUAGCC